Messenger RNA from Microplitis demolitor, 2501 nucleotides. It is a transcript of the gene Edem1, whose product is annotated as ER degradation-enhancing alpha-mannosidase-like protein 2. NCBI's taxonomy places the organism in Eukaryota, Metazoa, Arthropoda, Insecta, Hymenoptera, Braconidae. The transcript has 3 exons. Gene Ontology annotation, cellular component: membrane; endoplasmic reticulum. Gene Ontology annotation, molecular function: mannosyl-oligosaccharide 1,2-alpha-mannosidase activity; calcium ion binding. Bases 524 to 2461 code for a protein of 645 amino acids. The record is from RefSeq and is a predicted model, not a curated record. Gene Ontology annotation, biological process: endoplasmic reticulum mannose trimming; carbohydrate metabolic process; mannose trimming involved in glycoprotein ERAD pathway.
GGUCACACCUUACAGUGGUCACAGUGUAUAUCGGAACAUAGACUGAAUUGUGCAUUCAAAACUUAUUAGGCUAAACAUCACCUACGCCAACUAUCCGAAUGCUGUGAGUUCCGAAAGGGUUUCGUCAUGAGUGCCCUGAUAGCCACACUCUAAAUAUAUAAGGGUAUAUUUAAAGUGUGGCUAUCAGGGUACUUUCGUCACACCUUACUAUUUUUCGGAGCGAAAUUUAAAUUUCUGGUGUGAUAGAAAGGAAAAAAAAAAUUGUCUUCGAAACUUUUAUCGUACAUUUUUCUUUUUUUUUUGCACGACUCUUUUUAAAAAAAAGUUUUUUUUUUCAUUUUUUCCACGAUCAAAUGAGCAUUAAGUCGUGCACUUUUGGAUUUACCAAACUUUUUGCAGUUAACUUGACAUCAAGUCCUAAUUAGGACUAUGGUUUCCUUUAACUUGCACUCUGUAAAUAAUUAUAUUAUUACAUACAACGUAAAUUCAUGGCAUAAUAUAUUUAUUAAACUAAAUAAUAGAAAUGUUUUUUCAUCGAGUUAUUUUAUUAUUAAUAUUUCUAUCAAUGAUAGAAGGCAAAAAAAAAUAUGACAAAAAGGAUUUAGUAACAUUGAAAGAAGAGGUUCGUUCUAUGUUUGAUUAUGCUUAUUCAAGUUAUUUGAACUAUGCGUAUCCUUAUGAUGAGCUAAGAUCUCUCAGCUGUGAUGGUUUUGACACAUGGGGAAGUUUUUCGCUCACUUUAAUCGAUGCACUGGACACUUUGGCUGUUAUUGGAAACUUUAGUGAGUUCCGCCGUAUUACUGAGAUAAUAAGCACAAGAAACGAUUUUGAAGCGAAUAUAAAUGUUUCUGUGUUUGAAACAAAUAUUAGAGUAGUAGGUGGGCUUCUAAGUGCCCAUUUAUUAAUAAAAAAAGCCGGAAUGACUUUACCACCAGGGUGGCCGUGUAACGGACCAUUAUUACGACUUGCUGAAGACAUGGCUAAAAGACUUAUUGUAGCAUUCGACACACCUACAGGAAUGCCUUAUGGUACAGUUAAUUUGAAAUAUGGUGUCCCAAGUGGAGAAACUACUAUAACAUGUACUGCUGGCAUUGGAACGUUUUUACUUGAAUUCACUACGUUAUCAAGAUUGACCGGUGAUCCGUUAUAUGAAGAAGUAGCUAUGAAUGCUGUUAAAGCAUUACAUUAUUACAGGUCAAAGAUAGGACUCGUAGGUAAUCACAUAGAUAUUUUAACUGGCCAAUGGACAGCUCGAGAUUCCGGAAUAGGUGCAGGAGUUGAUUCUUAUUUUGAAUAUUUAGCAAAAGGAACGCUUUUGCUCCAAAACCCUUUUUUAUCUGAAAUAUUUCAUGAUUAUAAAGCAGCGAUUGAGAAAUACAUCCGUCGAGAAGAUUGGCAUUUAUGGGUAUCCAUGACUGAAGGUCAUGUCACUCUUCCUGUUUUUCAGUCACUAGAUGCUUAUUGGCCUGGAGUGUUGAGUCUUUUUGGAGAGACAAAUGAUGCCAUGAAAUCAUUACAUAACUACCAUCAAGUAUGGAAGCAGUUUGGUUUUACACCAGAAUUUUAUAAUAUUGCUCAAGCUGAAGCUGGAACUAACAGAGAAAGCUAUCCUUUACGACCUGAACUCAUUGAAUCUGUCAUGUAUCUAUACAGAGCUACUAAAGAUCCAUACCUCAUUCAAGUCGGCGCGGAUAUAUUAAAAAGCUUACAACACAGUGCUAAAACUAAUUGUGGAUAUGCAACUAUUAAUGAUGUACGGGAUCAUAGGAAAUCGGAUAGAAUGGAAUCUUUUUUUCUUGCUGAAACUACUAAGUAUUUAUAUCUUCUAUUUGAUCCGGAUAACUUUAUUCAUAGUAACGGAAAUAGUGGAGAAAUCAUUAAAACACAAUGGACUGAAUGUGUAGUUGGUGGUGGAGGUUAUAUCUUUAAUACUGAAGCUCAUCCCAUUGACCCUGGCGCUCUUGCAUGUUGCAGACCAGUUCAAAGUUUUUUUUCAAAACAAUCAAGUUUUGAAAAAUUAAGUGAUCAUCGUGCAAAAAUUAAAGAAUACAAAAAAAAAAAUAUUUUGCCAGCUACAGAAUUGAACUUUGAACAUACUCAAAAGGAAAGUAAUAUUGUCAUACAAAAAGAUCCAUUUAAAAAUAAGAUCGAAAAAAUAGAAAAUAAAAGUUUUUCUGUUCUCACAAAACCUAUCGUUACUAAUGUCGAUAAAACUUUUAAUUUAAAUGAGAAUGUAGAAAAUACAAAAACUGGCAUGCACAUUACUCAAGGAGUAAAUUCCAAGGCAACCAUUGAUGAAGAUUUAAAAGAAAAUGAAUUCAUUGCUCAGUCACUACUUGAAAGAAUUCGAAGUACGAAUAUGUAUACUAUUAAUUCAACAAUUAAUGAAAAUUAUCAAUUUUUAUCAUGCCAAUCUCAACCAUUUUUACAACGUAUUUCUAUUAUUGGAGAAUUUUUUUAAACCAAAGUACUUUUUUUUUAAUAAACUCCAAAAAACUUUA